Bemisia tabaci is the source of this 1830-nucleotide messenger RNA. The record is from RefSeq and is a predicted model, not a curated record. NCBI's taxonomy places the organism in Eukaryota, Metazoa, Arthropoda, Insecta, Hemiptera, Aleyrodidae.
AGCACGCCGGUGUAUCCUUCUUUACUUUUCUGUAUCGGAACCGUUUUUUCAUGGCCGACAAGGAGAGGUUAAAUGUUAAUUAAAAAGGGAUUCACUUGGGCGUUUUUGACAAUAUGUCUGUUUUCAUGUUCGACACUUUCCACUGGACACGGGAAACAGAAUCAAGGCGAUCGCAGAAAAAAAGAGUCUCAAAACGACUUAAAACAGCUGUGCUCGAAAGAGCUAGGGAAUCCUGAAAUGGUGCUGAUUUCAGGUGCCCAGAAAAAUGACCUUAACCUGGAGCCCCUUAAUGUCGCGAUGGCACCUGAUGAGGUAUACCAGACCAAAGCAGGCGAGAAACCAAUCGUUAUAUCCGUAAGCAACGAUAAACAGGUUUUAUCCGAAGAAAAUCGGAUACUACCCAAUCCAAUUUUGGUCAACGGAGGCAGCGUAGUUGAUUUAGACUUUUUGCGCCAAACCUUGUUCGGCAAUUCCUCUCUAGGGAAACACUCUGGAACGAGACCUGAUUUCAGAACAACCAACGCAACAACACCAUCAAAGAAUUCACCGACUGAGGCAAAAUCAGGAGACCUAGGUCAGCUGAAAAGGAACGAGAUGAGACCCACUUUAGCUGCCCUCUACAGGGAUGAAACCGCCCUUGAUGCCGCAAAAAGCUCCUCGGACACUCUCGACCAAAGUUUGUCCAGUGACCAACUUCUCUGCAUCAUUUUUAAACUCCUGUCCAUGUACAAACCCAAUGUCACAGGCCCUGAGACCAUUGCUGGAUCCAACUUCCAAGAAACUUCCGACUUGGAAAACCCAUUGACUCUGAGGCCUACCAAUAAAUUACCGCUCAACAUGGCACGAUCAAAGUUUUCCGACGCACAGCAGUACAAAACCCCUCUGCUAUACCAUCAUUUCCACCCCUCUGAUUUCCCCCAUAGUGAUAUUACAACGGAGCAGAAAUCAGGGAAAAGGUACCCUCAGGGUCCCUCAGCUGGUAAAGCUGCUGAAAUUCUGGAUGAUAUUCCACUGAUAAAAACCUUCAACAAACACACCCCUAGUCUGUCGGAUGAAUUAGGGAUGAAUAUUUCGUUCCCUGCCUCCGAGUCUGACUUAGGCAUCCCAUUUAGAAAUCAUAAAAAAGAAUUUUUGGACAGGGCUUCCCGAAUCAGAUCACACGAUGUUAAAAGUCACGACAGUGUAUUGAGAGAGCUUGCUGAGCUCUCACACGAAAUCCCAGAGAAAAAAUUUCCUUUGCCUGCGGAAACUUUGGGUCUUUACUCGAGACUCUUGGAGCAAGUUCAGGAUAAGAAUCCUUCGCAUCAUCUUGACAAUCUAGAAUCAACGGGGAACUUGAUAAAAACUUUAUCACACAUUCAAAGAGCUAACUCCCACGGCGAUAAUCGAACCGUAAUUUUCCCUGAGCUUGAUUUUUUUUCAAGUCAUCAGCAAAAACAUCCGGACACCAUUAACUUUUUACGAAGUGUCCAUCAGAAGGAGAGAUCGGGUGUGAAGAGGACGAAAGAACCGCACUCUAUUCUGUCGGACGUGGUGACCCAGGAUUUGGACCCUCUGAAUUCCUACAGCUGGGAUCCUUUCGAGACGGAUCUUCGAUCAACGGCACAGAUUAAGGGGAAAAAACAUAAAGAAAGACAGCGCGGCAAAAAAAUUCGUUUGAAAUUCAAGAAGCGAUCCAAGGAGGAACGAAGAAAGAAAACCCAUGAUUUAGACUUCCUAGACUUAUUGAGUAAAUCAAUGAUUCGGGAAUCCAGAAAUUUUAUUGGGAGAAUUUGACACGAUAUAAUUCAAUCAAAAAUCCCUAGUAGCAGUGGCUGUAGGGAAAAGUUG